AUGGAAAAUGCACCGAAAAGAGAGGCGAGUAUGGGUGUGGGUCAAAUGUUGGGGUUACGGUCGGAUCCCACAGACUGCACAUGGUCUGGUCGUUGGAUGGGAGCCAAUACCGCCCACAAUAUUUAUUGCCGUUAUGACAACAUUGGACAAUGCGGUUCAAUCGACUGUUCAAUUAACCACUUUACACUGAAGGCACAAAACUCCUCCGAUAUUUACGGCGACCGAUGUGAUCGGGUAGAUCUGUUCGGUCUUCGAGGAAAAGCCACCUGUGGCUACAUAGCGUGGUUCAACGAUAAAGACGAAAUUGUAAAUAGUUGGUAUAAGACCAGGUGA
Messenger RNA from Ostertagia ostertagi, 333 nucleotides. Lineage: Eukaryota; Metazoa; Nematoda; Chromadorea; Rhabditida; Trichostrongylidae. The record is from the annotation of a GenBank genome assembly.